UGGGUACUGAGUAGUGGGUAGUGGGUAUAGCAUCACAUCUUUCUGUUUAUGUUGAUUUAGGGGCAUUAUCGAAAGCAAGUGGGGCUUUCAAGCCGAAGCACGUAGCAUCGCAGCUUUAGUGGACCGGCGGGGAUCCAAUGGAGAGCAUAUGCAUUUGGAACAGGCUAUAUCUGAACCUGAACCUGAAUUUGACCCUGUCAUCCAAAGAUCAAUGCCGUGCAGCGGGAAAGUGACCUCGUGAAGAUUUCAUUUAGCUGGAAGAAAGAGUGAAAGAUUUCAUUCACCUCGGCCAAAAAGUGAGAGCAACUCGCAGCUGCGGAAAACUAAUGCAUGCGCACAGCUUUCGGCGAUCUUCGGUUUUUUGGUAUUAUCACGGUUAUAUAAGCCGUGUGGACCGCUCCCACAGUCAGUGCAAACUUUUGACGAGCCAAGAGCACAGUGAUCCGAUAAGAACCCCUUUAACAACAUGCUAGCCUGCAAGCUUCUACUCGCCUUGGUCAUGGGAAUGCACUGCAUUCAACUGCUAAUGGCGGCCUGCGUGUGCUCCGAGAAGGGAACGGACUACUGCCAGAGCUGCCAGGGAUCGACGGUGAUCCGGCCGAAGCCCCGAUACUACGAGCCCAGCGAUGUGAACCUACCGCCAAUCGGCGACAACUGCUGGUGCAGCAAGCAGCUAAUCGAGCCGGCCCAACUGCCCAAGACCUGCGGCAAAACCACGCCGUGCAAGCCCACCUGUUCGUGCCAGCAGAUCAGCUCCGACAGCAGCUACGCCUCCUCCUCCAGCAGCUACGCCUCCAGCUCCUCCAGCUCGGGAUCCGUCUACGGCAAAAUCGACUACGCGGCGGAGAAGAAGGUGGACAACAGUCCGUCAGCGGAUCCCAUCAGCGUGAGCCUGGCCGCCCAGGCGGGAAAGGCCAUCAAUGUGCCGGAGGCCAAGUUGGCCUACGGAUUUGCCCAGAAGCCCGUCGACGGUGAGAAGAAGGUGGUGUUCUCCAACGUGCCCGAGGAGAAUCUCUUUCAGCUGAAGAGCGACGUGAUCACGCUGAAGAAGCGCACCUAUGCGGCCAAGCAGGAGGACGAGGAGGAGUACGCCGAGGAGGAGCUGGAGCAGGAGCAGUCCGCCGACGAUGAGGAGGAGGCGCCGCAACUAACCUACAAGCAGCUGGGCUACAUCACCGAGCAGUACAAGAAUCCGAAGUUCCGCAAGAUCAGCAGCUCCCGUUCCAGCUAUGCGUACAAGGAUUACAGCAAGGAUUCCAGCGAAAGCAGCUACGGCAAAGUGGCCGGCAAGGUGUCCGUGGACUGUGGCUUCAAGCCCGGCCGGAUCACCUCGUACCGGAAGGCGAAACGCGAGGAGUCCGAGGACGGUUACUACUGAAUGAAACCCAUCUCCAAUUGCAAUCCUUUCGCUUGUAAAUAUGUAUAUAUACGCCAAGGAGGGAAUGCAUAUGUUUGUCUAAGUUAGUCUUACAAAAUAUAUAUGUAUUAUUAUACAAAAUGCAUGGCAAGUGGUUUAAAUACUUUUAACUAUUUAAUAAUAGCAGAGCUCUAAAGGCACGUUUUAAUUGUCUCAUAAGUGGCUCAAUAGGCCAACAAGAAAAUGGGAUGUGGAGUAGAAGUAUUUUACUAUAAAAUAUGAUUGAAUAACUCUAUAAACUAUUAAGUGCAGUUUAAAUGUAGUUCAGCAUCAUUAAGUCUUUAAGAUAUUCCCACGACAUAUUAUUUCACUUAUUUGCUUAAUGAAUUUCACGAUUACAGUUGAGCAUAUCUAAUAAAGAUUUAACACUUUUUGAUAGUUCGUAAUCAAGUACAGCACUCAUA
This is a messenger RNA of Drosophila yakuba, 1821 nucleotides long. RefSeq lists its product as uncharacterized. Lineage: Eukaryota; Metazoa; Arthropoda; Insecta; Diptera; Drosophilidae. Bases 467 to 1378 code for a protein of 303 amino acids. The record is from RefSeq and is a predicted model, not a curated record. The transcript has 4 exons.